Eruca vesicaria subsp. sativa (arugula) is the source of this 2506-nucleotide messenger RNA. Lineage: Eukaryota; Viridiplantae; Streptophyta; Magnoliopsida; Brassicales; Brassicaceae. The record is from the annotation of a GenBank genome assembly.
UGAUACCAAUCUGAAACCAAAGAAAAAAUCACAAUCUUAGCCAUCUCUCUCUAUUCCCCCCCACAAAGUCUUCUCUGAAUUUCUCCAACCUCUGUUUCUUGAGUUUUUUUUAUUUCUCUUUUAAUCAUCAAAGUCUGUUUCCUUCUGCUUCUUUGGAUUGAGUUUGAUCAUCAGAUUCUUGUUUCUUUGCUCUGUGAUUGUACUGUGUGUGUUGUUGACUGCUUUUGUGUUUGAGCCGAUGAAGUUGUAAUUCUCUGUUUUCAAGAAACCUCAUGGGUUGCAUAAUCUCCAAGAACAAGUCUCCAAAGACCAAACAUCAUCAUCUUCCACAACUGAAAGAAUCAUGGGAGAAACGUUCUUCCAGGAUCAAUUCUUGGAGAAUCCAAGAUUCGAGCCAACAGAGCAAAGAUGACCAACAAGAAAGAGACGCUAAAUUGCAAUUGGUCGAAUCUGAAAAGCUCAGUUCUGAGAAACAUCCAGAGAUUCCAGAGAUUGGUGAUACAGAUGACGAUGAUGAUGAUGAAGAAGAGGAAGAUAGUACUACUCCACAUCCUAUGCCAAAGGAGGAAGCACACGUGGCGGCUUCUCCAGGGUGGCCUGCUUGGCUAGUCUCAGUAGCUGGUGAAGCCCUUGUUGGUUGGACUCCACGACGUGCUAGUUCCUUUGAGAAACUUGACAAAAUUGGUCAAGGUACUUACAGCAGUGUAUACAAAGCUCGUGAUCUUAUCAACAACAAGAUCGUUGCUCUUAAAAGAGUUCGGUUUGAUCUAAGCGAUUUAGAGAGUCUUAAGUUUAUGGCUAGAGAGAUUGUUGUAAUGAGAAAGCUUGAUCAUCCCAAUGUACUUAAGUUAGAAGGCUUGAUCACUGCCUCUGUUUCAUCUUCUCUUUACUUAGUUUUUGAGUAUAUGGAUCAUGAUCUCGUUGGACUUGCUUCCAUACCCGGUAUCAAAUUCUCCGAGGCUCAGGUUAAGUGUUACAUGAAACAGCUUCUAAGUGGGCUUCAUCAUUGUCACAGUCAUGGUGUUCUGCACCGUGAUAUAAAAGGAUCAAAUCUACUGAUUGAUAGUAAUGGAGUCUUGAAGAUUGCGGAUUUCGGGUUAGCGACGUUUUUCGACCCGGGGAACCCUGCUCCAUUGACUAGCCGUGUUGUCACUCUUUGGUAUAGACCACCAGAGCUUCUUCUUGGAGCUUCUCAUUAUGGUGUUGGUGUUGAUUUGUGGAGUGCAGGGUGCAUCUUAGGAGAGUUGUAUUCAGGGAAACCGAUCCUCCCAGGGAAAACUGAGGUGGAGCAACUGCAUAAAAUCUUCAAGCUGUGUGGUUCACCAACAGAAGAUUACUGGAGGAAACUUAAGCUCCCACCUUCUGCUGCGUUUAGACCUGCGCUUCCUUAUGGGAGACGUGUAGCAGAGAUGUUUAAGGACUUGCCUACGAAUGUUGUUUCGCUUUUGGAGGCUUUACUCUCUAUAGAUCCUGAUAUGAGAGGCUCUGCAGAUUUAGCUCUUGAGAGUGAGUACUUUAGAACAGAGCCGUUUGCUUGUGAUCCAUCUUCUUUACCAAAGUAUCCUCCCAGUAAAGAGAUUGAUGCUAAACUCCGCGAUGAAGCAAAGAGGCAACAACGACAUGCACAUGAGAAGCAAGACUCUCAGACUAGAAGAUCACAUGAAAGGAAACUUAUACCGCCUGUAAGAGCUAAUCCAUCACUCACAGCGGCUAUGGAGAAUCCUUAUCUGAGAACAUGUGUUCCGGGUCAUUCAACAAGACAAAUGCAUAUCACAAAGGACAUGACUAGCAACAAUGCCACAAGUGGGAGAGUCUCUUACUCAGGUCCUAUGAUGAACAACAGGAAUCAAGGUCGGUUCACAUACGUGAAGGGCAAUGCAGCCCCUAGAAUACCUUCAAGCAGAAGUAACUCGGGAGGACAAAGCGUUUCACGUGUAGACACAAUUAGCAGAGAUCAACAAAUCAUGGAUCAGCAAAAGAAGAAUUUGAGAGCAUUCAACAGAACUGACACAAUGGAUAGUAAUAAGAGGCAAAUGAAAGUCCCAAAUGACCCGUCUUGGUAUGACUCUACGGAUAACAAAAUGUACAUGUCGGGUCCAUUGCUGGCUCAGCCAAGUAAAGUGGAUGAAAUGCUGGAAGAACAUGACCGGCAGAUCCAGGAAUUCACCAGACAGAAGGCAAAACAAUCCAGAAACUGAAUCAUGUGUCUCAAAUGAUUUGUGUAGUUUACCGGGGAAGGACAAAAACAGAGAACCAGUUUGAGUCUUGUUGUAUCAAAAAGAGUCUGAUGAGCUUUUGUCAGGUUCUUAGAUUUUGUAAAGUGUGUAAAAGGGUUUUAUAAAAAAAUCUCAGCUCUGUGAUUAAAUAGUUGUGUAUAACAUUUAUACAAACUCAUCAGAGUUUUAUCUAUGUGUCCAUACAUGUAUGUAGAGUCUUUAAUAUUAUAGAGAUGUGUACAUACACACAUGUUUUUAAAAGAAAGUUUAUAUAUUGUAUUCGUUACAAG